AUGGCAUCCGAAACAGAGACCAUGCUGGCCGUAUAUGCGGAAAAGGGGGACGUGGACAACCCUCUUAAAGGCCUCACAGUUGGCCAAGUACCCAUCCCCAGAAUCCCCGAAGGUUGGGUCCGCGUCAAGCUUGAGGCCGCCAGCGUCAACUACCACGAUGUGUUCACUCUCAAGGGCAUCGGCCAUCACCCCAUCACUUUCCCGAGGAUUCUAGGCUGCGAGGGAGUUGGAACUCUCGACGAUGGAUUUCGAGUUGUCAUCUACCCGGUCAUGAUUUCUCCUGGAUACAUUGGCGACGAAACCAAGGAUGCAAAGCGCAAUGUGUUUUCAGAGCUCGUUGACGGCACCAUGGCGGAACACGUUGCUGUCCCCAGAGCCAACGUCUUGCCUCUACCCAAGCAGAUUGACCCUGUAUCGGGCGCUGUGCUUGGAAUCGCGUGGUUGACCGCAUAUCGGAUGCUCUUUACAAAGUCUGGCCUUCGACCUGGACAGACGAUGCUUGUGCAGGGCAGCUCAGGAGGAGUCAGCACCGCUCUGAUCCAGCUUGGUGCGGCUGCUGGCAUGCGCGUGUUCACAACAGGACGCUCUCCUGAGAAGAGGAAGCUUGCAGAAUCGCUGGGUGCGGAGAGAACGUUUGAAUCUGGAGAGACUCUUCUCGAGCAAGUGGACGCCGUGUUCGAUACUAGCGGUGCUGUGACCUGGAAGCAUUCCGUUGCCUCCGUGAAGACGGGCGGCACGAUUGUCAUCUGCGGCGGCCAUAGCGGCUUUGAGUUGCCUACAGAUUCGUUCCGCUUGAUAGUUGACCAGCUCAGCAUUCAUGGCGUCUAUGCCGGGACAAUCGAUGAGUUUCGGAGCCUAGUCUCGUUUGUGGCCGGGAAGAAGAUCAAGCCUUGCAUCGGAAAGGUUCUUCCGCUGUUGGAGGGUGCUGAGGCUAUCAGGCUGGUGUCUGAGGGCAAGACUCAUGGCAAGAUGGUAUUGACCGUCGGUGAUGUGGCUGUGUAA
Trichoderma reesei QM6a is the source of this 1002-nucleotide messenger RNA. RefSeq lists its product as uncharacterized. The transcript has a single exon. The coding region runs from base 1 to 1002 and encodes 333 amino acids. Gene Ontology annotation, molecular function: oxidoreductase activity. The record is from RefSeq and is a predicted model, not a curated record. NCBI's taxonomy places the organism in Eukaryota, Fungi, Ascomycota, Sordariomycetes, Hypocreales, Hypocreaceae.